AUGUCUGCCGUCCAACCGGUUGCUGUCUAUGCCCUCCGGGUUCCUGCCGGCGCCAUGGUGCCCGCUGUGCCCAACGCCGCUGCCUCGUUCCGUGUGAGCAUGGCUGCUAUUGACCCCGAUGAGGAGCCUGAGUUCGAAGAUGGCGACUCCAGCAAGCCUGCGCGCGCCAUCUUGAAGAUUGUUCGCCCUCCUCCCGGUCUCGACAUGUGCUGCGAUUCCGACGAUGAGGACUACAGUGACGAGGAGGACUACGAUGAGGAGGAAGACUCUGAUGAUGAGGAAGUCAACGGUGGACCCAGCGACAAGGAGAAGGCCCGCAAGCUCAAGCAGGCCGCCGCCCAGAAGGAACUCGAGGAGGCCAUGGAGGAGGAUGAUGAGGACGACGAGGAGGAGGAGGAGGGCGGUUUCGAUCUGAAGGCUGCCAUCUCCAAACUCAUCAAGGGCAAGAGUCCCCUCACCGGUGAUGAUGAUGACGAGGAGGAUGACGAGUCCGAAGAGGGUCUGGACCUUGACGAGAACGUUAUCUGCACCCUGUUCGCCGACAAGAACUGCCAGCAGCCUCUUGACAUCACUGUCUGCGAGGGUGAACCUGUCUUCUUCAAGAACACUGGUAACCAGACCGUUUUCCUGACUGGUAACUACGUCAUUGGCAUCGACGAGGGCCGCGAGCCUUACGAUGAGGAUGAGGAGGACGAGGACGACUAUGACCUCUCUCCCGACGAGGAUGAGCUCGACAUGGAUGAGCUGAUGGCCAUGAAUGGUGACGAGAGCGACGAGCUGGAUGGUAUGGAUGAUCCCCGUAUCACCGAGGUCGACAGCGAGGAAGAGGCUCCCAAGCUGGUUGAGGCCAAGGGCAAGGGCAAGAAGCGUGCUGCUGAGGAGGAGAGCCUCGACGACAUGAUGGCCAAGGGAGCCAAGGGAAAGGCUACCAAGGAGGAGCCUGCUCUGACCAAGGCCCAGCAGAAGAAGCUGAAGAAGAAUAACGGCGAUGCCGCCCCGGUUGAGCCCAAGAAGGAGGCUAAGGCUGACAAGAAGGAGGCCAAGGCUGACAAGAAGGUCCAGUUCGCCAAGAACCUGGAGCAGGGUCCUACCCCCAAUGGUGACAAGCCCACUGGCACCCUCGGCGUGAAGGAGGUCAAGGGCGUGACGAUUGACGAUAAGAAGCUCGGCAAGGGUGUUGCUGCCAAGAGCGGCAACACUGUCGCUAUGCGCUACAUCGGCAAGCUCGAGGAUGGCAAGGUCUUCGACUCCAACAAGAAGGGCAAGCCUUUCUCCUUCAAGCUUGGCAAGGGCGAGGUCAUCAAGGGCUGGGACAUCGGUAUCGCUGGCAUGGCCCCCGGUGGUGAGCGUCGCAUCACCAUUCCCUCUCACCUCGCCUACGGCAAGAAGGCGCUCCCCGGCAUCCCCGCCAACUCCAAGCUGAUCUUCGACGUCAAGCUGUUGGAGAUCAAGUAA
Penicillium canariense is the source of this 1455-nucleotide messenger RNA. Its product is annotated as FKBP-type peptidyl-prolyl cis-trans isomerase. Gene Ontology annotation, molecular function: peptidyl-prolyl cis-trans isomerase activity; macrolide binding. The coding region runs from base 1 to 1455 and encodes 484 amino acids. Lineage: Eukaryota; Fungi; Ascomycota; Eurotiomycetes; Eurotiales; Aspergillaceae. The record is from RefSeq and is a predicted model, not a curated record. Gene Ontology annotation, cellular component: chromatin; nucleolus. The transcript has 3 exons.